This is a messenger RNA of Prunus dulcis (almond), 579 nucleotides long. RefSeq names its product auxin-responsive protein IAA20-like. NCBI's taxonomy places the organism in Eukaryota, Viridiplantae, Streptophyta, Magnoliopsida, Rosales, Rosaceae. The transcript has 5 exons. Gene Ontology annotation, molecular function: protein binding. Gene Ontology annotation, cellular component: nucleus. Gene Ontology annotation, biological process: regulation of DNA-templated transcription. The record is from RefSeq and is a predicted model, not a curated record. The coding region runs from base 1 to 579 and encodes 192 amino acids.
AUGAAUGUAAUUAAGCGAUGGGCAGAGGCAGAGCUCCUACAAGUAGUACUAGUUGUUCUUCAUCUAUUGACAGUAUUCAGACAGUUAAAGAGAGAUCUUAGCACAGAUCUCAGGCUUGGGCUUAGCUUAUCACCCUCUGCCUCUCACUCUCAACAACACAACCCUUCUGUUGCAAGGGGGUCAUCGUCGGAUUGGGCGUAUUCAAACCAGCCGAAGGAGGAGGCGAUGAAUAAUUAUGCAGCAGCUGCAGCAGAUGAAGGCAGCAAUGAUAAUGAUGAUCACACCACAUCCACCUUCUAUGUGAAGGUUUACAUGGCAGGCCAUGCUAUUGGCAGGAAGUUGGAUCUAUUAGCGCAUGAUGGUUUUCAUGACUUGAUACGAACACUGGAACAUAUGUUCAACACCAACAUUCUCUGGGGAGAUGAGGUGGAUAGAGUGCACUCUGAGUCUGGUCGUGAUGUUCAUGUUUUGACAUAUGAAGACGAGGAAGGGGAUUGGCUGAUGGUGGGGGAUGUUCCUUGGGAGAUGUUCUUGUCCGCAGCGAAAAGAUUGAAGAUCACAAGGACUUUUCCAUGCUGA